AUGAAAAAGCCUGCUGUGGUGGACAGUCGUCAGUUUUUCCGCACACAUUGGCGCAUGUGGCUGCUGUUGGGUUGCGUACGUGAGCCAAUGCGCUACCAGUUGCUCUAUCGCCUCUACCGCAGCGUCGUCAAUGCGCUCAUAAUACUCUUCUAUCCUGGCACUGUACUUAUAGCCCUCUACAAUAGCGGUAAUGUAAACGAUUUGCUCCAAACGCUGCCCAUUUGCGCCGCAGCUCUAGCCUGUAGCGCUAAAUAUAUUAGCUACUAUCGUAGACUGAAUUUAGUGCGGCAAGUGGAGCAGAUCUUCAACGCUUUGGACGAGCAGAUAGUACUAGAAGAGGACCGAGCGUAUUUUGCUGGCAUUCAUCGAGGCACUAAUUUGAUAUUGAAUACACUGCGCGGCAUAUGCGUCUUCUUGUUCGCUAUAACCGUCAUGGCGUUUGCUGAUUCGCUUGAGAACCGUGAUUUGGCUUUUGCCAUGGAGUUGCCGUUCGAUUGGCGCGCAUCGACGGCGGCAUAUGUUGGCGCUGUUGCAUUGGAACUGUUGCUAUUGGCCUGCGACCUCGUGCAGAGUCUGGCAAAUGACUCCUUUCCGGCGGUUGCUCUGUGUGUUCUAACGAACCACACACGUUUGCUAGGAGCUCGGCUGAGUCGGAUCGGUCAUACUGGUAAGGAUGCGCAGGCGAAUAUUCGAGAGUUGCAGCAAUGCAUUAUUGAUCAUCAACGUCUCACGAAACGCGCCUUAAUUGUGUUUUACAGAUUGCAGGCAAUCAUAGAAGAAAUCAUUUCAAUGCCGGUCUUUGUUCAAUACGCAGUCACCGCUUUCCAGGACUGCUUCACUCUGAUAACAUUUAUAUUUUAUACGAACACCGUUUCUGAUAAAGUUCUGUAUUUGACCUACUUAUUGGCUCUGCAGCUGCAAAUAUUCCCCCUGUGCUACUAUGGCGCGGCUUGUGCUCAGUCGAUGGACACUCUGCAGCGGGAGAUUUACGCCAGCAAUUGGAUUGAACAGGAUCAGGUGUACCGCCGUCUGGUUACUAUAUUAUCUCAGCGCUCCUUAAAGAGCACAACAGUCUACGCGGCGGGGCUCAUUCCCAUUCACUUAAGCACAUUCGUGAAAACACUUCAGGGCGCUUAUUCCUUCUACACAUUUGUGGAGGGAGUUCGAAAGGUAUAG
Messenger RNA from Bactrocera dorsalis (oriental fruit fly), 1176 nucleotides. Its product is annotated as odorant receptor 59a-like. Lineage: Eukaryota; Metazoa; Arthropoda; Insecta; Diptera; Tephritidae. Gene Ontology annotation, biological process: sensory perception of smell; detection of chemical stimulus involved in sensory perception of smell. The transcript is spliced from 2 exons. The record is from RefSeq and is a predicted model, not a curated record. Bases 1 to 1176 code for a protein of 391 amino acids. Gene Ontology annotation, molecular function: odorant binding; olfactory receptor activity. Gene Ontology annotation, cellular component: plasma membrane.